This is a messenger RNA of Hyaloscypha bicolor E, 2138 nucleotides long. RefSeq names its product HET-domain-containing protein. The transcript is spliced from 2 exons. Lineage: Eukaryota; Fungi; Ascomycota; Leotiomycetes; Helotiales; Hyaloscyphaceae. The record is from RefSeq and is a predicted model, not a curated record. The coding region runs from base 23 to 1948 and encodes 641 amino acids.
GCCAUUCUAGCAACGUCUAAUAAUGAAUAGAGAGCCUUCGUUAUGCGAGAUAUGUUCUCAGAUUACUCUCAGACUCCCCGCAAAUAAAGCGCUUCUGAGGGAUUACCCCGAUAUUAGCUCUCUCGACGACACGGCCGACAGAGGAUGUGCUCUCUGCAUUUCAAUCCGAGCCUCACACCAGAAGCGCCACGUCAUCUCAGCAAGGCAUCAGACAUUGCCAUGGAUAGAAGACCAGGUCCAACACUCAAAUAUCAGUGUAUUUCACCGGAUCGAUCAACCCAUCGACCUCGAGAGUAACAUUUGGUGGGAAUGUUCACAAUGGGAUUCAAGGCAGAGGUCAAUGAAUGCAUGGCAUCUUGGUGGCUUCUUCGCAGAUCCUGUUGAUUUGGCGGCAAGAUAUUUUCCAGGCCGGGAUGUAGGUCUGGAUCCGGCGUCCGAUGCCAACUUCGAGCUUGCUAGCCGUUGGCUAAGGGGAUGUCUCUCAUCCCAUCCAUUGUGUGGAACAAUAAGCGCAUCGCCUCUUCCGACUCGAUUAAUUGAUAUUGGGAAUGGCAUCUCGCCUCAAACCCUGCGCCUUUGCAUACCUGCUGCUGGUGCUACUGGUAGAUACGCGGCUUUGAGUUAUUGUUGGGGUACCGCACAGAAUAACAUUCUAACCAAGGCAAAUUUAAAAGACAAAACAGAGAAAAUACCCGCGUCUGAUUUACCAAAGACAAUCCAAGAUGCCGUUGAGAUAACUCAAAAACUCGGACUACAGUAUCUCUGGGUUGAUGCUCUCUGUAUCAUCCAGGAUUCCGUUCAAGACUGGCAGACAGAAUCUGCAAAUAUGGGCAGCAUUUAUAAGAAUGCUUUCUUCACUAUUCAAGCUUCAGGAGCGAAAGAUACACAAGGUGGUUGCUUCAUACCACGUGCCCAACAAGAACCACCUCCUGCGAAACUUAGGUUUGAGUUAGCAGAAGACGGGUCUCUUGGAUCAGUAUUCGUUCGCUCUCAUCCAUUGGUGGAUACCAAGAUGGAACCACUACAUCAGCGUGGUUGGACACUACAAGAGAGCUUACUAUCACCUCGGAUAUUAUCGUACGGAGCAAAUGAAAUGCAGUGGGAAUGCAAAACCACGAACUAUAGCGAAGCUGGUAGUCUCCUCCAAGUCCAAGGUUCCUUCCCCGGCUUACCCAAGCCCAUUCGGACCAAAACGAAAAACCAUCUACUGUCCGUCAAUAUUGAUACCAUUGACCCCGCAAUGGAGAAGAAACUUGCCUGGUCGUAUAUCGUUAGGGAUUAUGCGUCACGCCAGUUGACAUUUGCGCAAGACAAGUUGCCAGCACUCUCUGGCCUCGCAAGAUAUAUCUCUCACACACGGCCCGGUGACACGUAUCUUGCGGGGCUGUGGAAGUCUGAGCUGGCCGGCAAUCUUCUUUGGGGCGUCCUCAAAGGGGUUCGACCUUCUAUAUAUCGCGCUCCAUCAUGGUCUUGGGCAGCCUUAGACGGCGAGAUUACCGUUUUCAACAACGCGUAUACUUCCGCCGGUGAAUAUUGCGAGGCUCUCAACGCAUCAACUAUCCCUUCAGGUGCCGAUUUAUUUGGACAAGUCUCGGCGGGUAUAAUCACGUUGCGUGGACAGUUAAAAGAGGGAUGGCGGAUACUCGAUGAGCAAAGUCUUAAUGGUGACCCGAACGUGCAGUAUCUGUACAAGGAUAACAGACACUUAGAGCGUUCGGAUAACACCUUUCGCCUCAAGCUUGGCCUUUGUGAGGUCGAUAUUUUUGACUCUACUCAGAAACUCGGGGAGCCAGUGUUAACAUGGUGUCUUCGAAUCACAAAUUUGGAAGGCCUCGCUUUGCAACAGGCGUCAAGUGGAAUUUUUCAUCGUAUUGGGGUAUUUGGCUUGGAUGACGAGAAAUCUGGUUGGUUUGGGGAAUCUGAUGUACGGAUAUUGGAUAUUGUUUAAAAGUUGGAGCGGUUGAAUGUUAGGUAUUUAGCAAGGGUGAAGUUUUGAAUGGCGCUGAGAUUUGAAGACUUAGCUAUGAACUGGUAUGGAAAUGGACUGUUAUUAUGAAGGGGUGGAGUGAACAGGGUGGAGGAUAACGCUGUCCGCAGUAUAGCCAAAAAUAAACCAAAAUGAGCAAAGAGUAUACCCG